Messenger RNA from Capsella rubella, 585 nucleotides. RefSeq lists its product as uncharacterized. NCBI's taxonomy places the organism in Eukaryota, Viridiplantae, Streptophyta, Magnoliopsida, Brassicales, Brassicaceae. Bases 129 to 359 code for a protein of 76 amino acids. The record is from RefSeq and is a predicted model, not a curated record. The transcript has 2 exons.
AUCAGCCUUGGCUGCUUCUCCAAGUAAAAAGAAAAAAAAAACUUAAGCCCUCUUUAAAUCCCUAGCUUCCAACCACCAGAAGCCAGUACAAUCUGAGAAUCGGAGUUUACGGAUCGUUAAUCGGAAUAAUGGGUUUGACGAAUUUCAUAUUGACGGUGGCCGGAGUAGGCGCCGUGGUGAUGCUGUUGAGGAGCGACGUCAAGCAAUCUGCCACCGUCUUAAGGCGAAACGUCAAGCACAUCCGCCACUGGCUCGAAGAAGAAUCCUCCGCCGCCUCCUCCAAGGCAGCUGAGUCCAUAAAACCAAAGGAAAUAGAGACAAAGGUUCCGAAGAAGGACGUUCCAAAAGACAAGGAUUAAGUCUGCCACUAUAUAUAUAAUACUACCAGUAGUCUUUUGUUAGAGUCGGAUUAAUGACUUUGGUUUCGACACUAUUGUCUACUUAACUAUUGAGCUGAGGGGUUUUGGUUUCAUGUUUUGAAGGGUUUUUUUUUUUUUUUGGGUUUUGUAUCGAUCCCACCUCGUUACGUUUCAGCAUUCUUGGAAGCUAAACACAAUAAUAUAAUUCUGUUCUGUGUUUUUUGUU